AUGCCCCGCUGGCGGGGCCGGCUGCGGGGCAUCGCGGUGGCGGUGGCGCACGGGCUGUGCUCGGGCUCGCUGAACAUCCUGCUGAAGUUCCUGCUGGCCCGCUACCACUUCGCCUUCCUGACGCUGCUGCAGUGCCUGAGCAGCGCGGCGGCGGCGCUGGGGCUGGAGGCGCUGCGGCGGCGGGGGCUGGCGGCGCUGCCGCCCUUCGGGCCCCGCCUGGCGCGCCCCUUCGCCGCCGUGGCCGCCCUGGCCACGCUGCAGUCCACCCUCACGCUCUGGUCGCUGCGCGGCCUCAGCCUCCCCAUGUACGUCGUCUUCAAGCGCUGCCUGCCCCUCGUCACCCUCCUCACCGGCGCCCUGGUGCUCCGCGACGGCAUGCCCUCGCCCGGCGUCCUCGCCGCCGUCCUCAUCACCACCUGCGGCGCCGCGCUGGCCGGAGCUGGUGACCUGACGGGGGAUGCUAUGGGCUAUGUGACAGGCGUGCUGGCUGUGCUGAUACACGCUGCCUACCUGGUGCUCAUUCAGAAAACCAGCGUAGAGAAUGAAUAUGGACCCCUGACAGCUCAGUAUGCCAUUGCUGUUUCAGCCACCCCCUUCCUCAUUAUUUGCUCCUUUGCCAGCAUGGACUCAAUCAACGUCUGGUCAUUUCCGGGCUGGAAGGACCCUGCCAUGGUGUGCAUCUUUAUUGCUUGUGUCCUAAUUAGCUGUGCCAUGAACUUUACCACCCUUCACUGUACUUACAUUAACUCAGCUGUGACCACCAGCUUCGUAGGGGUGGUGAAGAGCAUAGCAACCAUCACCGUGGGUAUGGUGGCAUUCAAUGAUGUGGAGCCCACAAAGUUAUUUAUAGCUGGUGUUGUGGUCAACACCUUGGGUUCUGUCAUCUACUGCGUGGCCAAGUAUGUUGAGACCAGGCGGAAGAGCAGUUAUGAAGACCUGGAGACAGAAGCUAGAGAAGAGGAGGAAAAAGGACAGCCUGGGGACCAAGCACUGUUUGUGAUGGAGGCAAUUUCCAGGGAGAAGGGGGCUGAGGAAGCAACGGUGGAGGGGUCAGCAAGCGGGGACAGUCAGAGCAGAGAGGAAGAGAAGAAUGGCACUGUGAAACCUGCUGAGGUACCAGCGACUGCCCAGGGAGGAGCCGUUGGUGCAGAAGAAGUGAACAGGAGCUCGCUGAAGGAUGCCUAUCUUGGAGUAUGGAGGCUGGUGAGGGGAGCUAAUUAUAUAAAGAAGGAUUAUUUGAUAGAAAAUGAAGAGCUACCAAGUCCUUAA
Molecule: messenger RNA, 1269 nt
Organism: Rhea pennata
Lineage: Eukaryota; Metazoa; Chordata; Aves; Rheiformes; Rheidae
Gene: SLC35D3
Product: solute carrier family 35 member D3
Exons: 2
Coding region: 1-1269 (422 amino acids)
Cellular component (GO): Golgi apparatus
Molecular function (GO): antiporter activity
Source: RefSeq, a predicted model, not a curated record